Molecule: messenger RNA, 333 nt
Organism: Plasmopara halstedii
Lineage: Eukaryota; Oomycota; Peronosporomycetes; Peronosporales; Peronosporaceae
Exons: 3
Coding region: 1-333 (110 amino acids)
Source: RefSeq, a predicted model, not a curated record
AUGACAAAUGCUGUAUCAGCAAUGGCUACAAAAGUAGAUGGAAUUACCUUUGCUGCUAUCUCAAGUUUAUCCUAUUUAUAUCGUCUAUUGUCAUGCACUUCUGAGCAUAAUCAACUUACCUUUGCUCGCUAUACUCGUGCAACGAAACCCAGAGGUAGAGGAAUCAUAACCAAAAACGCUGAUCAGGGCUGUCUUGUCAGAAUAAAAUCUCAACUCGCGAUAUAUGUAAUUGGAGUUCACCCCCUCGCUCGUAAAGUGAUGCAGGCAUUACAGCAAAAAUGGAUAUUUUUAUUGUGGCGUCGCUUGCGUCCGGCCAUUAGACGAACAUCGUGA